AUGACCUCGAGAAGGCGUGAGUUUGCUUGCGCUUCUCGCGUAGAGAACAAUCUAGAGGAGGAACAGCGGGAAUCGUUCACGUCAACUGAAUCCCUUGAAGGGGUAUUUGAGGAACCCAGCGUCCCUGCAAGCCACGGAGAAGAUUCAAGACCAAUUUCGGGUCCUAAUCGACCCCAGUUAGAAUUAAGUUUUGCGGAACAGGAAGAAACAGCAAUAAUUAACCCGGCUGAAAUGGCCGGAAGGCUAGAAGAAAAAGAAAAGGCUAGAAGAAAAAGACAAGAAGAAGAUAGAAAAAUACAAGAAGAAGAUAGAAAAAGACAAGAAGAAGAUAGAAGAAGACUAGAGGAAACAAUAAAACAAGGUAGAAAAGAAGAUUUACAAAAAUUAGAACAAGGAAGAAAAGAAGAUUUAAUUAGAUUUGAACAAGGAAGAAAAGAAGAUAUGGAAACAAUGGUAAAAGUAAUUGAACAAAAAGUACAAGCCAUAAAAGAAGAAAUUCGACGGGAAACACAAACAUGGAAACAAGAGUUAAAAGGAGAUAUAGAAAAGACAGAACAGAAAAUAGCAAUGGUAGCGAAUAAAACUAUGGAAAUAGAAGAAACAAUAAGGAAACAGGAAGAUGAAAUGAGAAAUAUUGGAGUAAACGUUACCAAAAAUACACACAACAUUGAACAAGUGAAACGACAGGUAGAAGAUAGAGUAAGUGGAAAUAGAAACGAGAUGGAAUUGGAAAGAAGAAGAACAAAAGAACAAAUAGAAGAACUCCAUAAAGAAGUUGAAAGAAGAAUUAAAGAAAUAGAAGAAGGAAGAUUAGAUGAAGCUACGAAAUUAGAGAGAAUAAAGGAAAUUAUGAGAGAAAAUUUGGAAGCAGAAGCACUGAUAUGGUUCAAUGGCAUAGAGAAUGAUGUUCAAGAUUAUGAACAAUUAAGACAUCGAUUCUUACAACAUUUUUGGGGUGACAAUGCACAAAUGAUGUAUCAACCAUCGAGAGGGGAAGAAGAUGUACAGCCUCGAAGGCAAGUGAAUUUUCAGAGACGACGAAGUCCUAGUAGAUCAGAAGAACGAGCUGAAAUGCCCAUAAAUGAGGAUGGUAGGUUUGAAACACAGAGAUCCAGAUCUUUAGACAGGGAAUCGUUACAAGAAAUUGGAGAGAGAGACGUCAAGUAUUAUAGAAAAUUAUUAAAAGAAUCCGGAAGACAAGUCGAAGCAGCAAAAAGAAAACGAACUAUACACAACAGCAGCAGAGAGAAAGCGGAAAGCCAGCAGCCAAGAGAAAGAAAGACGAUCACAGGCGAGGUCCAGGAAACCAGACAAAUAAGAGGCCAGAGGAGCAGCAUCAGUGGCAGGUUACAAGAAAAUUAA
Messenger RNA from Anoplophora glabripennis (Asian longhorned beetle), 1362 nucleotides. Its product is annotated as trichohyalin-like. The transcript is spliced from 5 exons. Lineage: Eukaryota; Metazoa; Arthropoda; Insecta; Coleoptera; Cerambycidae. The coding region runs from base 1 to 1362 and encodes 453 amino acids. The record is from RefSeq and is a predicted model, not a curated record.